Daucus carota subsp. sativus is the source of this 465-nucleotide messenger RNA. RefSeq lists its product as uncharacterized. Lineage: Eukaryota; Viridiplantae; Streptophyta; Magnoliopsida; Apiales; Apiaceae. The transcript is spliced from 2 exons. The record is from RefSeq and is a predicted model, not a curated record. Bases 1 to 465 code for a protein of 154 amino acids.
AUGAAGUUGAGGGAGUUUUGCGCGAGUGCCAUUCCACUGGUUAUGGGGGCCAUUACAGCGGAGAGAAAACAGCAAAGAGGGUACUUCAAGCAGUUAGCUGGAGAAAAACGCAUGAUUCAACUCAAUGAGUUGGAAGAGUUUCGCCUCCGUGCUUAUGAAAAUAACAAGCUCUACAAAGAAAAGGUGAAAAGAUUGCAUGAUCAGCGGCUGAUACAAAAAUCGUUUGUGGUUGGUCAAUUGGUUCUACUAUAUAAUUCUCGGUUGAAGCUAUUUCCAGGGAAACUCAAAUCACGCUGGUCGGGACCAUUUACAGUCAAGACAGUAUUUCCCCACGGUGCAGUAGAAAUCUAUGCCAAAUCACCGGAUGAAUCAUUUAAAGUUAAUGGUCAACGGUUGAAACCUUACUUUGGCGGAAAUGUGAAUCGUGAGGUGCAAACCACGAUUCUUCAAUCAGAAUCGGAUUAG